UAGUAACAGCUGACAAAAAGCUGCAGAGUUUCUUACACUCACCUCUCUCCGGGAGCAGUGGUCUUACAGUGAAUCACCUCAGAGUAGCACCAUGCAGAAUCGCUUCCUGAUAGUAGGACUUCUCUCUGUCUUAUUGGUGGGGCUCACCCUGUUCCUGGGUCUAUAUUUUGGAUUACGUACCAGCUCGUCUGCCAAUGAAGGAGUCUACGAGAGGGCAGCUGUGGCCGCUGAUGCUGCAAAAUGCUCAGAAAUUGGAAGGGAUAUUUUGAAGGAGGGUGGCUCAGCGGUUGAUGCUGCUAUUGCUUCACUCUUCUGUGUUGGGCUCAUGAAUGCGCACAGUAUGGGUAUUGGAGGUGGAGUAAUCCUGACGAUUUAUGAUUCUAAGACAGGAAAGACUGAAGUAAUAAACGCCCGUGAGACUGCGCCAAAAAAUGCCACAGAGGGAAUGUUUGGCAACAGUACAGAUUUAUCCCAGAAAGGUGGUUUGUCCAUUGCAAUUCCUGGAGAGUUACGUGGAUACCAGCUGGCACAUGGGCUUCAUGGCAAGUUGCCUUGGAAACGGUUAAUUGAGCCCAGCAUCAAGUUGGCACAGGAAGGGUUUCCAGUAGGGUUGGGGUUGUCCCAGGGCCUGAAUUCAAGCAGCAGUACCAUUGAGAAGGAUCCAGCUCUCUGUGAGGUGUUCUGUGGUGCAGAUGGGAAGGUGUUACAAAUGGGAGAUACUGUGAAGUUGCCUAAAUUGGCUCACACUUUGCAAGUCCUGGCCAAUGAGGGAGCUGAUGCUUUCUACACAGGUUCUCUAUCCAAACAAGUGGUGAAAGACAUACAGAAUGCAGGGGGCAUCAUCACUGAGGAGGAUCUGAGUGGAUAUCAGCCAGAGCGUGAACAGGAACCGCUCUCCUACCAGCUUGGAGAUUACACAUUGAUUAGUCCUAGUGCUCCACUGAGUGGCCCUGUUCUGGGCCUUAUCCUCAAUAUUCUAAAAGGUUUCCAUUUCACUAGUGAGAGUGUGAAGACAGAGAGUGCACGGGGGUUGACUUACCACCGUAUUCUGGAAGCUUUCCGCUUUGCUUAUGCAAAGAGAACACUAUUGGGAGACCCAAAAUUUGUCAACAUAUCUGAGACUAUACAAAACUUAACCUCUAAUUACUUUGCUGAAUCUCUGAGACAAAAAAUUACAGACAACACUACUCAUCCACCUGAAUAUUAUGAACCAACAUUCUACACACCGGAUUCCCAUGGCACUGCCCAUUUGUCAGUGGUAGCCGAGGAUGGUAGUGCUGUUGCAGCCACCAGCACCAUCAACUUGUACUUUGGAUCCAAGGUUCGAUCUAAUAUCACUGGGAUAAUUUAUAAUGAUGAGAUGGAUGAUUUUAGUUCUCCGCUCAUCGUCAAUAAUUUUGGGGUACCUCCGUCACCGGCAAACUUCAUUAGACCAGGAAAGAGACCACUUUCGUCAAUGUGUCCUGCCAUAUUGCUGAACAAGGACAAAAAAGUACACAUGGUGGUUGGAGCUUCUGGAGGGACAAAAAUUACAACAGCAACUGCCCUAGUUAUUAUUAACUCACUAUGGUUUGGAUACGAUAUAAAGAGAUCUGUGGAGGAAGCCCGGGUGCAUAACCAGUUGUUCCCCAGUGUCAGCCAGCUGGAAAAUACAUUUGAUUCGGCUAUAGAUGCGCAGCUUUCUCUUCGUCUUCAUAAUGUUUCACGAGUAGCCAGAAGUGGAUCUGUGGUACAGGCAGUAGUAAGGACUGAGGGUAAAUGGGCUGCAGCUUCAGACUCAAGGAAAGGGGGGCAGCCAGCAGGAUACUGAAUUUCCACUGACCACUAGACUUCUGAACAGCAGUGUACUGGGAUGCACCUGUUCACCAGUGUUGCCAACAAAACAUUAAUGGACAUUUUACCUCAGGGACCAAAUAUGACUAUGAACUACAAAGGAAUUCCAAGAAUCUCUCUUCUGCUACUCAUUAUAUUGGGACCAGUCCAUUCUAGGCAUUUCAGCAUCUUUGACUACAUUGCUCAGGUGUUGGAAAUUUGAAAUUCCGGGCUUACCUACAAAAGCAGGUGGGCUGCAUGCCAUGAAUAUACCAGGAUGGAAUAUCACUGUCAUGUCCAAAGAGGGAAAUGUAAGGAGGACAACACCCUAAAUGCCACUCAAUGCUGUAGAUAAGCCUCACAGGAUUGGUUCAAUAUUAAUGGAGUGGUGUGCUCUUUUUCACAAGGGGAAAAGAUGAGUUUGGUCACUUAUUGCCUUGGAUGAAGUACUGCAUAGGAAUUAUUUUCAGGACUAGUUGGUAUGGGUUGCAGAGUAUGGGAGGUUCACUUUUUUCCGUCCAUUUAACUAAUAAUAAAUGAUUUAAGCCUUUUA
Bombina bombina (fire-bellied toad) is the source of this 2365-nucleotide messenger RNA. It is a transcript of the gene GGT1, whose product is annotated as gamma-glutamyltransferase 1. The record is from RefSeq and is a predicted model, not a curated record. The transcript is spliced from 13 exons. NCBI's taxonomy places the organism in Eukaryota, Metazoa, Chordata, Amphibia, Anura, Bombinatoridae. Gene Ontology annotation, molecular function: glutathione gamma-glutamate hydrolase. The coding region runs from base 92 to 1810 and encodes 572 amino acids. Gene Ontology annotation, cellular component: plasma membrane. Gene Ontology annotation, biological process: peptide modification; regulation of immune system process; glutathione catabolic process.